Pristis pectinata (smalltooth sawfish) is the source of this 2430-nucleotide messenger RNA. RefSeq names its product platelet-derived growth factor subunit B-like. The coding region runs from base 462 to 1094 and encodes 210 amino acids. The transcript is spliced from 7 exons. Gene Ontology annotation, molecular function: growth factor activity; platelet-derived growth factor receptor binding. NCBI's taxonomy places the organism in Eukaryota, Metazoa, Chordata, Chondrichthyes, Rhinopristiformes, Pristidae. The record is from RefSeq and is a predicted model, not a curated record. Gene Ontology annotation, cellular component: membrane. Gene Ontology annotation, biological process: platelet-derived growth factor receptor signaling pathway; positive regulation of protein autophosphorylation; positive regulation of MAP kinase activity.
AAUCGCUGGUGGCAGAGACAGACUGACACACACACGUAGAAAGAGACAGUGAGAGAGUGUUACACAGAAAUACAGAGAGAGAGGGAGACACACACACCGAGGCACAGAGUGUAGCACAGACACACACACACAUAGACAGACAGACAGACAGAGAGGGUCACAGAAACAGAAAGAAAGAGAGACAGAGAGAGGGAGACAGACACACACACAGAGUGUAGCACAGACACACACACACAGGGGGUCUGGUACGGGCAGGGACACCAGAGUGACACACAGACACAGAACGGGCAGCUAGAACAAGUGUCCGGAGCGGGUGUCGGCCGCCCACCUGUUGUCCGGAGCGGGAGCGGGAGCGGGCUCCCUGGACACAAGUGGAGUGGGCGGUGCGGAGGGAGCCGGCGGCAGCCCCGGGGCGAUGAGCCGGUCAGGCGCUGCGCUGUGAGCGGGACCGAGGGCUCACCAUGAAUCUGGGCAUCGCGCUGCUCACCCUGUGGCACCUGUGGCCGGAGACCGAGGCUGACUGGAUUCCCGAACACAGACACCGGAGUUUCCUCCUGCAUCCGACACUGGACAUGGACGUCAAGGAUUCCGAGGACCUUGGUUUGUCAUCUGUAAAUGAGGGCGAUCACGAGCGGGCAGUGCGUGUGACCCGCAGUACAGUGGUGGAAGCUGCCAAACCAGCCGAGUGCAAAGUCCGGCCGGAGGUGAUGGAGAUAACCCGGAGCAUGGUGGAUCCCACCAGGGCCAACUUCUACCUGUGGCCGAGCUGUGUGGAAGUCCAACGCUGCUCAGGCUGCUGCAACACCAGGAACUACAAGUGCCAGCCCACCAAGGUACAGGAGCGGCGAGUGAAGGUUGUGAAGAAGGUGUAUCGGCGGAAAGGCACUGUGUCCAAGACAGCAGAGGUGGUGUUACUUGAUCACAUGGAGUGCAAGUGCAUGACUGCAGCUCAGUAUGCAGACUCCCAGGAGAGAGAGGGGUCCUUGGUCUCUCCAGCUCCCACCGUGGUCCAGGCCCGCAAGUACAGCAGCAGCAAACGAAAACAUCGGAAGUUCAAACUCUUUGGUGGGAAGAAAGGGUUUCACCAAACAUAGAACCAAGCCAUGAGAUUCAGGUAUCUUCUCCUCCGAACAGCCCCUGAAUUGUGUGGUGUGACGCUGCAGUUCUGUGGUAGUCCUGCUGUUCACAGCCAACGGCAAAUUAAUAUAAUGACCUCUGGGAACUUCAUGGAUUUUGAGUAAAAGGACAAAUCCAAGACCACUGUGCACUAAAGACCAAAAUAUGACUUUCAGCAAAUGUUUAAGUAACGACCACUGGAUUUUUUGAGCAAAGACUGGAGCCAAUCAGCACUGUCGGUGGGGCUGGGAGGCCAGCAUGCCUUUGCUGGAGACUGUGUCGAGACUUGGCUCUUUGCACUGUACAUUUUGCUUUUCUCUGUCAAUGUUUUACGUUUAAUAUUUGUUUCUGUGCAUUGACUGAAGAGAACGGGAGGCCUAGCCUUGCUGCUAUUGGCUGGCUUAGCCAGUUCAUGUAGCAUUUCCAAGGGGUGCACUGGCAGUUCUGGCCUGUCCAUCAGAUGUCCCCAGCUCAGGACCCCUCUCCACUGGCAACCACACGUGCACAGAGCACAGCUUCCCUCAGGACGGGAGCCGCCUCCUCCCUGGGACAGAGAUUGAGCCCAGGUCUCUGCCCCCUGCCUCUGACUGGGAAUGGGUUCAGUCUCUUCAGUGACACUCUGCCCCACCUACACUCACUGUCCUGGCUUGGCUGCAGGCUCCAGGUGCUGUGCUUCCUCAGAGUUAACAGGUCACAGAUGGAGCCUGAGAGACUGGCCCGAGGACCAGGAUCUGGCGGUGAAGUGACCCUGAGGGGAGGAUACAGAGAGACCCAACAUUCCCACUGCCUGGAACCAUGCCACAGGCUCCAGCUGACUGCAGCUUGCUCCUGCUUGGUUACACAAUUCAGGGACUGGAGUCUGGGCUGGUGAGCCACCGGUGCUGUAGAUGGGGCAGGAUGGGUGGAGGUGAGGCUGGGGUAGCUCCUGAAGAUUGAUUGACAAAUAUCGCUGUUCAUUUCAGAUGCCAAUUGGUGCCUGAACCAAGGUCUAUGAUGCAGGGAGGGAUGUACCUCACUGGGUUACUGCUGUAAAUACUGGAUCUCAACUGUUUUUUAAAGUUAAACAUUGACUAAUUAUUUAUAUAUUUAAAGUUGCAAAAGUUUCUAUGAAGUACAAUAAACUGCUGUUUGUGUAAUGGCUGAUCCUGUGGGGCCAGGUGUAGAGGAUCUGAGAUGUGCGUGGGUGAGUCACACAUUCCAGCAACAGGGACUGCGGAAUGUAGAUGGAAUACUUGGACGCUGAUUCACGUUGCUAAUUGCCUUAAUUUGCUGCUGAGAGCCUGAGGCUAUGUGUAGGUUAGGAGGACCUUCCCU